UCGCUGUAGAUCGCUCGGUUCAGGUCGCGCGACUCUUUUGGAGGACAGGUGAACCAUGGCGGCGCUGCGCGUGACCCGGCUGCUCGGCCCGACGGCGGCGGCCUUCAGCGCGCUGAGCGGCGCGCGCAAAGCAGGUGUGCACACGAGCUCGGCGAGGAGCCUGCGGUACGGCUGGUUGUCCUACGUUCUCGGCGAGAGGACGACGCCGCGGUUCAACCAGAACAGCCGGAUCAUCACGCUGGACGGCAACCUGUGCUCGGGGAAAGGAGCGAUGGCCCAGCAGCUGGCCGACAGCCUGGGUAUGCUCCACAUGCCGGAGGCGGACACCUGCUACAUGGACCGCAUGACGGGCGAGAAGGAGCCGCUGCCCGAGGACUUCAACGGGAUGUGCAGCCUGGAGCGCUUCUACGCCGAGCCCAGGGCCGCCGACGGGAACAGCUACCGGCUGCAGCUGUGGAUGUACACCAUGCGGCUGCUGCAGUACGCCGACGCCAUCGAGCACCUGCUCACCACAGGCCAAGGCGUGGUGCUGGAGCGCUCUCCCUUCAGCGACUUCGUCUUCCUGGACGCCAUGUUCAACGAGGGCUACAUCAGGCGCGAGUGUGUGGAUCACUACAACGAGAUCAAGGGCAUCAGCCUCUGUGAGUUCCUGGAGCCUCACAUGGUCAUCUACCUGGACCUGCCGGCCCAGGAGGUUCAGAAGAAGCUGCAGCAGAGCGGCAAGAACGUUCCGCUGUCGUACCUGAAGAGCAUCGAGCAGAGCUACAAGGACUCCUUCCUGCCCCUGAUGAGCGAGAAGACGGACGUGCUGGCCUACGAUAUGACCAAAGCCCUGAACGUCGAGAUGCUGGUCGACGACAUCAAAUACCCAAAGUUUGAGGGCGGGCCGUGGGCGGAGCAGGACGACAUCACCUACCACCAGAUGAGGAUGCUCGUGGAAGACAAGCAGCGGGUGGCGAUGUUGACCCACAUACCGAAGUUCCUCCCAGAGAUCACCAUCGGGGCGCACGACUUUGACGAGAAGUACCACGCCUUCAGAUCGCUCCCCGGCAAGAAGUACUCGGCUGGUUAUAACGCCGAUGUUGGAGAUAAACUGAUCUGGCUGAAGUGAGCUGCUGCUGCUGCUGCUGCUUCGUCCUCAAAUAUAUAAAACGUAUGUAUUGAAAGAAAUGAAUAAAAUUUUGAAUCUACACAAAAAUA
Messenger RNA from Pseudoliparis swirei, 1200 nucleotides. It is a transcript of the gene ndufa10, whose product is annotated as NADH:ubiquinone oxidoreductase subunit A10. The record is from RefSeq and is a predicted model, not a curated record. The coding region runs from base 56 to 1111 and encodes 351 amino acids. NCBI's taxonomy places the organism in Eukaryota, Metazoa, Chordata, Actinopteri, Perciformes, Liparidae. The transcript is spliced from 10 exons. Gene Ontology annotation, cellular component: cytoplasm. Gene Ontology annotation, biological process: mitochondrial electron transport, NADH to ubiquinone.